CUGACCUCCACUCCUGACCCCGUCCUGACCUAUUCACCCUCAGGUGAAUGUAUAGCAUGAUGAUGGAAACUGACCUGCAUUCCCCCGGCCCCCAAACGAACACGACCACGGGGCAAACGGGGCCGAACAGCGGGUCCAAAGCGAACCAGGAGCGCGUGAAGAGGCCGAUGAACGCGUUCAUGGUGUGGUCCCGUGGGCAGCGGAGGAAGAUGGCACAAGAGAACCCCAAGAUGCACAACUCUGAGAUCAGCAAGCGGCUCGGCGCCGAGUGGAAAGUGAUGUCCGAGGCUGAGAAGCGACCUUUCAUCGACGAGGCGAAACGGCUGAGAGCCAUGCACAUGAAGGAGCAUCCGGAUUACAAGUAUCGGCCCAGACGGAAGACCAAGACGCUGCUGAAAAAGGACAAAUAUUCCCUCGCCGGCGGACUGCUUUCUGGGCCCGGUGGGGGCGGCGGAGUGGGCUUAGGAGUCGGGAUGAGUUCCUCCGGGGUCGGGCAGAGGCUGGAGAGCCCCGGGGGUCACGGAGGCUCCGCCGGCUCCGGCUACGCGCACAUGAACGGCUGGGCGAACGGCGCGUACUCGGGGCAGGUGGCAGCUGCCGCGGCGGCCGCAGCCAUGAUGCAGGAGGCGCAGCUCGCCUACAGCCAGCACCCGGGCAGCGGAGCGCACCACCACCACCACUCACACCACCACCACUCACACAACCCCCAGCCCAUGCACCGCUACGACAUGACGGCGCUGCAGUACAGCCCCAUCUCGAACUCUCAGGGCUACAUGAACGCUUCCCCGUCCGGCUACGGUGGGAUCACCUACACGCAGCACCAGGGCUCCGGCGUCUCCUCCUCAGCCGCCAUGGGGACGUUAGGGUCGCUGGUGAAGUCGGAGCCGAGUGUAAGCCCUCCCGUCAGCAGCACACACUCACGGGGUCCGUGCCCCGGAGACUUGAGAGAGAUGAUAAGCAUGUAUUUACCGACCGGAGAGCCGGGGGACCCGUCAAUGCAAAGUAGACUCCAUGCCCUGCCGCAGCACUACCAGAGCGCCACGGCUGGAGUGAACGGGACGGUCCCUCUCACACACAUUUAACUCACAGAAUAAUUGAAAACUGCAACACGAACACAUAACCAAAUAUUUACCUCUUUUCUAAAU
Anoplopoma fimbria (sablefish) is the source of this 1145-nucleotide messenger RNA. RefSeq names its product SRY-box transcription factor 1a (gene sox1a). Lineage: Eukaryota; Metazoa; Chordata; Actinopteri; Perciformes; Anoplopomatidae. The transcript is spliced from 2 exons. Gene Ontology annotation, biological process: regulation of DNA-templated transcription; cell differentiation; anatomical structure morphogenesis. The record is from RefSeq and is a predicted model, not a curated record. The coding region runs from base 48 to 1082 and encodes 344 amino acids. Gene Ontology annotation, molecular function: RNA polymerase II cis-regulatory region sequence-specific DNA binding; DNA-binding transcription factor activity, RNA polymerase II-specific.